AUGCGACACUCACAACACUCUUAUCCGUUCUCGAACGCCAAUCUCAAGAUCAUAUCCUGCAUACAGGUGCUAUCCCGAUCGAAACGCUACACAAUUCCGCAGGACAUAGUGCCAUCAGUCCACUCCAGCACGCAUUCCGAUGAAGAUCUGUUGCAGAGUCCAAGAUUCUCGCAUAUCCAUCUAGCGAUGUUACAGCAUCCGACUCAUAGAUGUACUCCUAUGACUGUGGAAGUCUCGCUAGUCAAUUACGAAACAACAAGACGUGAGCCCGUUGUCCUCCUCCUGACACAGGAGUCGAGACAAUGCACCAUCUUCGACACUCCACCACAACUCAACAGAACGCCUCACGCCUUAGAGCAGUUAGGAACAGUUUACGCUACGAUUGCUGACCAACACGAUAAUCUGUUCCUACUCACGCUCAACGUUACGAACAACUCGAUCGUUCCGACUCAUCCGGUAUAUCUUUCGGAUUCAGACUUGGACACGCUACGUUCAAGGAACAUCUCGCUCGAGUCAUUUACAUCUCAGCGCCGCCGAAAGCCAGAUAUUCUCAUUGGCAUAGACUAUCUCUGGAGCUUCAUGACGCAAGAAAUCCCAUUGUCCUUGCCAUCAGGACUAGUAUUGUGCUUUACGCGUUUCGGACCUCGUCGACUGCAUACAGAUCAACAGUCCACUCCGUUUGAAUUUCUCCAUGCACGAUUUGUCGAAGUAACAUCAGGUCGUAACACAAGCACUUUAAGACGUAUGUUACUCAACUACCUCGCAUCUGCAUUAACUGUUUUAGCGGUAAACAUCCUAUGGACAAGCGGUUGCACCCUCUUUGUGGUGAAUGCAUUCCUGGCAAUUAACAUCUGCUUAGUGAAGAUACCAUCGCGUUCUGUGCAUCCGUUCUGCUAUGUCUACGUUGCCUAUUUCGGCUACCGUCUCGGUUUCCACAUCGAAUAUCAACGACAAGCCGCAUCAGGCCACCGCUUCUUCGGUUAA
Molecule: messenger RNA, 984 nt
Organism: Ostertagia ostertagi
Lineage: Eukaryota; Metazoa; Nematoda; Chromadorea; Rhabditida; Trichostrongylidae
Source: the annotation of a GenBank genome assembly